This is a messenger RNA of Aspergillus alliaceus, 2058 nucleotides long. RefSeq names its product major facilitator superfamily domain-containing protein. Gene Ontology annotation, cellular component: plasma membrane. The record is from RefSeq and is a predicted model, not a curated record. Gene Ontology annotation, molecular function: pantothenate transmembrane transporter activity. Lineage: Eukaryota; Fungi; Ascomycota; Eurotiomycetes; Eurotiales; Aspergillaceae. Bases 517 to 1935 code for a protein of 472 amino acids. Gene Ontology annotation, biological process: pantothenate import across plasma membrane. The transcript has a single exon.
GUCAAGUGAUAAGACUCGCAAAGGCGGGGUUUUAAAUGAAUCUAAUGCGAUGCAAGAGUGGAUCAUUAUGUUGAAUCAGUAAUUUAGACGACCAUUAUCGACAUGAUUAUAGUUAUGGGUUGAUUCCAGUGCCUCUUCCACGGCCCUUAUCUGGGAAUGAUUUCGCCGAUGAUAGUGAGAGGACCAUCCGGACCGUGAAUCCUGACUGAUAGACAUAGAUGGACUUAUCAACGCCAAGCGGUUUGCUUCUUUCUCGCAAGAUGGACAACCUUGGACGCUCUUCCACUCUGUACGACCUUUCCUUCUAUUGGUGAGCGUUGGACCGGUGUCUGGGCGAACGGGAUGGCUGCUAGCAACCCGGACUGUCCUCAUGCCGACUUCAUUUAGAGUUUUUGAAGAAGGAAGAUGUACGAGUAUGAGACAGUCAGAUUAGUCUGAUUGUGGUAUAAAGAGGCCUGAAGAAAGCUACUGUGAAAUAAGCCCUCCACUGUUCUGCAUCAAGCUGCCAUACCCACGAUGUUGACCAACUUCAAAAGCUAUCUGAAGGGUCAAGAGUCGAGGCCUGGGGAGGCUAAGCUGCUGCGAAAGCUGGACUUCUUCAUCCUUUCAUUCUGUUGUUUGACGUAUUUUUUCAAUUAUCUAGAUCGCUCCAACCUAUCCAAUGCGUAUGUGUCGGGAAUGAAGGAAGAACUCAACUUCCAGGGAAAUCAACUCAAUGUUAUCAACACUGUUUUCACUGUCGGGUAUAUCCUAGGCCAAAUCCCCUCCAACUUAGCACUGACCUAUAUUGCUCCGCGCAUUUUCUUCCCCGUCAUGAUUGUGUUUUGGGGUGGUCUUACCAUGAUCACAGCUGCCGUCCACAACCCUCAGGGCAUCAUGGCUAUCCGGUUUUUCUUAGGAUUGGCGGAAUCCAGUACCUUCGUCGGAACCCACUACAUUCUCGGGGCCUGGUAUACGGAGAAAGAGCUGGGUAAGAGGAGUGGCAUCUUCACUGCCUCUGGCCUUGCCGGUACUAUGUUCGGGGGCUUCAUCCAGUCCGGCAUCCAUUCAUCGCUCGAUGGAGCGCGUGGACUGUCCGGUUGGCGAUGGCUGUUUAUCAUCGAUGGACUGAUCACCCUUCCCAUCGCACUCUAUGGACUGUUUUUGUUCCCUGAUACUCCUUCCACCACCCGAGCGCCAUAUCUCUCAGCCUCCGAGCGUGCCCUAGCUAUCUCCCGCAUGCCUGAAGCCAACCCAGUGAGGGCACGCUUGAACCUAGCCUUUGCUAAGAAGGUAUUCGGCACCUGGUACUGGUAUGGCUUCGUCAUGCUCUGGAUCAUCGCCGGAGAAACUGAAUCCUUCUCAACCAACUCCCUUCUCGCACUCUACAUGAAAUCACAUCCGACUAAUAAGUACGCCGUUUCGCAGCUGAACAAUUACCCAUCGGGUGUUCCAGCCGUUGGUAUUGUGUCCACCUUAUUUUGGGCCACAUUGACCGACUUCAUGGGUGGGAAACGCUACUUGGUUGGAUUCUUCAUUGGGAUCACUGGCAUCGUCACGUCGGCCCUUAUAUUAGCUCAAUUCUCGUCUACCGCUACGGUCUUUGGAGCUUAUUAUUGGGCUGGUGCGGUAUAUGCCUGUCAAGCUACAUUCUUCGCAUGGUGCAAUGAUGUUAUGCGGUAUCAAGAUGAUCGGUUGCGCUCAGUGGUGAUCGCUAGUAUGAAUCUAGGGAGCAAUGCUGUUAACGCUUGGUGGAGUAUUCUGUUCUACUCUGCUACAUUUGCUCCCCGGUUUACCAAGGGUAUGUGGGCCAUGAUCGGAUGUUCGAUCGCUCUGAUGCUUUGGACGAGUGGUAUCAUAUAUAUGACAGCGAAAGAGCAACGGGAAGGACUGGAUGGCGUUGAGCAGAGAGAAGAGGAAAUGGUCGAGGGGUCAAUUUAUAAGGUGAAAGAGUGAAGUAGAGUAUGUUUAUUGACAUUGAUAUAUAUAGUCAUUGUGUUGUGUUGAGUAGUCAGCGUUAUUUGUCACCUCAGGCAAUAAAUGAUACCUUAUCGGCGCAUUCCGAUAAGCAACUAAACG